Messenger RNA from Nannochloropsis gaditana CCMP526, 535 nucleotides. RefSeq names its product methyltransferase-like protein. Gene Ontology annotation, biological process: translation. The transcript has a single exon. Gene Ontology annotation, cellular component: mitochondrial small ribosomal subunit. The record is from RefSeq and is a predicted model, not a curated record. The annotation marks the transcript as partial. Gene Ontology annotation, molecular function: structural constituent of ribosome; methyltransferase activity.
CGUUGGCCUACCUGUCCACCCGCUCCUUGCUGAACUUCUCGAUCAAUCUUCGCGUGCUCCGCGACGUGGCCGUUGCCGCUCGUUCGCCCCUUUUCGCGUCGUCUGAGGCACGUCCCAGGUCGUUUUUGGACGUGGGGUGCGGGCCGGGGAGUGCUCUCCUUGCUGCACACACCCUCUGGCCCGACAUCCCGCGGUUGGACGGCGUGGACCACAGCCAAGCCAUGCGGGAUCUCACCAAGCACGUGGUCGAAACGGGGGGGAAAGACCAGGACGGGCGGGGCGACAGGCUUGUCCUCCAUCGGCACCUCCCCCCCCUCGUCGCCCAGUCCGGGCGUUCGCAGCUCCGCUUCGACGUGGUGUUUGCUUCGUGGACCCUGUCGGAGCUCCCGUCGGACACCAGCCGGGCCUUGGCCACCUCCAUCAUGUGGGAGCUGGUGGCGGAGAACGGUGGCUUCCUGGUCGUGGUGGAAGACGGGUCACCGGAGGGAUCUCGGCUCGUGCGCUCGGUCAGGAAAUUGGUCUUGGAGGGGGGCGA